This is a messenger RNA of Armigeres subalbatus, 2405 nucleotides long. It is a transcript of the gene Ube2g1, whose product is annotated as ubiquitin-conjugating enzyme E2 G1. The transcript has 3 exons. NCBI's taxonomy places the organism in Eukaryota, Metazoa, Arthropoda, Insecta, Diptera, Culicidae. Gene Ontology annotation, biological process: ubiquitin-dependent protein catabolic process; protein polyubiquitination. The coding region runs from base 383 to 886 and encodes 167 amino acids. Gene Ontology annotation, molecular function: ubiquitin conjugating enzyme activity. The record is from RefSeq and is a predicted model, not a curated record.
GGAAGCCGCAUUCAGUUCUACCAACUUGACGGCAACAAAUGUGAACACUGAAAGUUCGCAUCGUUCGUUUGGCUGUGAAGAAAAGAAUUCGGCAGCCAUAAAAUAUUUUCGGGAAAUUUCAGCUGCAAAAGCAGACAAAUAGCCAAUAGUUAUCCGUUUUCGGUACACCGAUUCGUGAUCGCGCGCGUCCCGUGCAUUGUGUUGAGCGAAAAAAACUAAAUAAAUUGUGCUUUUGUUAAGCGAGAACAGGAUUCACCAGCAAUCAGCAUCCGAAAGCGAAAGCCGCAGAAAAGAAACCGUCGCCCAUUAGACAUUUUUUUGUGUUCAGUGAAUAUAUUUUUUUUUAUCUUGGGAGAAAGCUAUCGACCAGCAUUCAAUUUAAAUGUCAGAACCUCAGUCUUCGUUGCUGCUGAAAAAACAGUUAGCAGAGUUGAGCAAAAAUCCCGUUGAAGGAUUUUCGGCAGGACUAAUCGACGACAAUGAUAUCUUCAGAUGGGAAGUACUUAUCAUCGGACCUCCAGAUACUCUCUACGAGGGCGGUUUCUUCAAAGCACACCUGCACUUCCCGAAGGAAUACCCGUUGAGGCCUCCUCGCAUGAAGUUCGUCACAGAAAUCUGGCACCCGAACAUCGACCGCAACGGAGACGUGUGCAUCAGUAUUCUGCACGAACCCGGCGAUGAUAAAUGGGGGUACGAGAAGGCAUCCGAACGCUGGCUGCCGGUGCACACUGUGGAAACGAUCCUAAUAUCGGUGAUCUCGAUGCUGGCAGAUCCCAACGAUGAGUCGCCUGCGAACGUCGACGCGGCCAAGGAGUGGCGGGAGGCGUAUCCAGAAUUCAAGCGGAAAGUGGCGCGGUGUGUUCGGAAGAGUCAAGAGGAUUGUUAGUAGGGUUUUUAAAAAAAUGUCUUAUAUUUAUUAAUUAAUUAAUAUAAUAUUACUAUAAUAAUGAAGAAAAAGGAAAGGAAAGAAUAACGAUGCUUGAUGCUAAAUGGUGAUCGAUUGAUGAUGAUUGCUAAACGCAAUAUCGACGAUUGAUUUUCUUUCCUCGGAAUCAUGAAAAAAGAUGCAAGCAUGUGCGAGUGCGGCUUUCAGUUUUUUUUGCAACGAAAUAUGCCGACGAACGCUCUUCAAUUUUUUAAAAAUAAAAUUGCAUCCAAAUUCUCAUUUAUCUAGCCCGAAUACAUAAAAGAUUUUUUCCAACAUAAACUAAUUUUUUAGUAAUAUAAUAUUGUCCAAUGCAAAAUGCUUCGCAGAUAAAUCGAGUGAUAAUUUUUAUUUCAGUGUCUUUAUUUGCUGAAAAUAAAACCAAACUAGGCAAUUUUUAACUUCUUCAUUGUUUUCAUUAUUAUGCUUUAGCGUGUGGGGGGAGUUUCAUUUGCUGACUAGACUAGAUAUGAUUAAACAAGAGAAUUUGAGUUUUGAAACAUUUCGUUAUCAAAUUUAAUCCUUUCUACAUCAUUUUCAAACUCUUUAACAAGGACGAUUCUUAUCUAAUUUGACUAUUUAUAAUCCUACACUAGCAUUUGUCAUCGGUCUCAGUCAAUAGCAGGGUAGCAAUAUGAUGUUCCGCAUUUACUGCAUACUUCGAGAAUAGAAUUGAAUUAUCAUUAGUAUUCUACAAUAAUAUACCAAUCCAAAAAUGGGAUUUCAGUUUUUUUGGCCAUUCUGUAAUAUUGUAUGAAACAAUUACGGGCAAUUGCUUGAAGUUCGAUUGAUGCUAAUGGGAGUCCCCUCACACGCUGACACAAUCAUCUCUGCAUAUCAGUUGAGAAAUUAUCCAAAAUGGUCAAAAGUUAUCAGCUGAUUCGUUAUCAUUUCGAUUUAGAGAAACAUAAGACGGAGGAAAAACCAACAGUGCAACAAGGCUUGAACGAAGAACAUUCAGCAGAUGGUACCAAAAUCAAUCAACAGACAUACUUUGGGGAAGAUCGGAUUCUGCGUUCUUUCUUUCUAAUUCGACUGCUAUGCUACUGGUUAUCAUGACGAAGAAGAAAACACUAAGAGAAUGAAAGGUAUUGACGAGAAAGGGUCAUGCUUGCUGCAGAGAGUAAACACUCAGGAAAUCAAUCACACAUUUGUCCUGUUGAAAAUUAUGUGCUUAUAUAAAUAAUAGGUGUAAAGUGCCCGCUAAAUGAUUGAAUGAAGAAAGAAGUGAGUGAUUAAAAAUGACAAAACGGUGAACAACUCGGGCCAAAAUAAACCAGAAGACGAACCAUUUUGCGACGACUGCUCAUUAUACUUGAAUUCAGCUAUUCAGAAUAGAAAAGAAACUACUAUAAUGAGAUUGAUACUAAGUAUAAGUUAAAAUAAUUUUCCCUACUCUCCCGGAGAACAGAUUCAGUGCUUCGUUCUGUAUGUUUAGGAACAAAUAAAAGCUUUUUAAAUUUACGUUGAAAUUCUGAAA